Ceraceosorus bombacis is the source of this 2270-nucleotide messenger RNA. NCBI's taxonomy places the organism in Eukaryota, Fungi, Basidiomycota, Exobasidiomycetes, Ceraceosorales, Ceraceosoraceae. The record is from the annotation of a GenBank genome assembly.
AUGUCCAACCCGCACACCGUAUGGGCCGUGGCAGGAGCGAGCAUUUUGGGCUGUGAGUCGGAUACGCAAGCACUUUGCUAACGCCGAGCUCCGUGCACGUCGAGCUCCGUGAACGCCCAGCUCCUUGCACGUCGAGCUCCGUGAACGCCGCGCUGAUUCGUGCACGCACGCUCGCACGCUCGCACACACGCACACACGCACUUGCCCCCCACAGAUGGACUGGCCCGCAUAGGUUCGGCGGCAUUCUCGGAGCUGCGGAAUGCAGUGUUUGCCAACGUGGCUCAGCGGUCCAUUCGAAGCGUUGCGAGAUCCGUCUUUACCAGGUUGCUGUCCCUCGACCUGUCUUGGCACCUGUCCAGACAGACCGGCGGGCUGACCCGCGCCAUAGACAGGGGAACAAAGGGAAUCUCCUUUUUGCUCACUUCCCUCGUCUUUCACAUUGUCCCAACCGCGCUGGAGAUCAGCUUGGUGUGCGGCAUUCUCAGCUACAAGUGCGGUCCCAGCUUUGCUGCAGUCACCGCCCUCACCAUGGCUGCGUAUGCCGCCUUUACCAUCAAGACGACGAGCUGGAGGACAAAGUUUAGAAAGGAAGCCAACGAGGCCGACAAUAGGGGAGCCAGCACCAGCUUGGAUUCUCUGCUCAAUUACGAGAGCGUCAAGGUGAGCGGCGCGGAUGGAUAGGCAACGAAUGCCUCUCGCAUCUCACAGCCGCGCCCGCGAACCACCCGCAGUACUUUAACAAUGAGACGCACGAGAUUCAAAAGUACGACAAGGCGCUAAAGGAGUACGAAAAGUCGAGCGUCAAGGUCGCCACGUCGUUGGCCGCACUCAACACUGGCCAAAACUUCAUCUUUAGCUCGGCGCUCACGCUCAUGAUGCUAUUGGCAGCUCAAGGGGUUGUAAAGGGUGCGUGGCGGGUUCCUUCUCGUGUUUAGCCGCGCCCUCGCUCAUGCCGACGCGACGCGACGCAGGGACCAUGACUGUGGGCGAUUUGGUGCUCGUCAACCAGCUCGUCUUUCAGCUCAGCCUUCCGCUCAACUUUUUGGGCACCGUCUACCGCGAGCUGAGGCAGAGUCUGAUCGAUAUGGAGGCCAUGUUCAACCUGGAGGCCGUAAAAGUCAGCGUGCAAGUGAGUGUGCGCGUGGGUGUGCGCGUGGGACGGUGCUGCAGACCUGCCUAACGCGUCCUACGCGUCCUACGCGUCCUACGCGUCCUCAUCGACAGGAUGAAAGCGACGCGCCCCCCUUGAAAGUGUCCAAGGGCGAAAUCGUUUUCGAAAACGUGACGUUUGGAUAUCAUCCUUCCAGGCCAAUCUUUAAGAAUUGCUCCUUUACCAUCCCUGCCGGACUGCGAACAGCCAUCGUUGGGCCCAGCGGGUGCGGCAAAUCUACCGUAUUUCGACUCCUCUUUAGAUUCUACGAACCGCAGAGUGGGCGCAUCCUGAUCGACGGUCAAGACAUUCGAAAAGUCAGCCUGGAGAGCCUGAGAAAGGCAGUCGGCGUUGUUCCGCAAGACACGGCGCUGUUCAAUGGAAAUAUUAUGGAUAAUGUCAGGUACGGCAAUCUCGAAGCGUCGGACGAGCAAGUUGCAGAAGCGAUGAGGAGAGCCAAGGUGGAUCGCAUCGUCCAGACUCUUCCCGAUGGAUACGACACCAAAGUUGGAGAGCGCGGCUUGAUGAUCAGUGGCGGCGAAAAGCAGAGAUUAGCGAUCGCUAGGCUGUUCUUGAAGAAUCCAGACAUUCUCUUUUUGGACGAGGCGGUGCGUGUGAAGCGUGCCGUGCGGCUGGCUGCUUGCGGAAUGCUGACCCGGAGAAGGCCUCCUCCUCGACAGACGUCUGCGCUAGACACCUUUACAGAAGCUUCACUCAUGCGCGACUUGAAUUCGACACUGUUGAACACCAAUCGGACGGCGAUUUUCGGUGCGUGUGGCGGGGCGCCGCUAGAAAUGCCGCCGGGAGAAACGUCGCCGGGAGAAAUGCCGCCGCUGACAUUCCCCCGCUCAUUCGCAGUCGCACACCGCCUGCGGACCAUUUCCGACUCUGACCUGAUCAUCGUGCUGAGGGAUGGAGUGGUGGAGCAGCAAGGCAAGCACGAUGAGCUGCUCGCCCAAUCCAACUCCCUCUAUGGUGACCUCUGGGAGUCUCAAUCCACCGUUGGUGAGGCGAAUUCCACACGUCGUAGGCGUGUACGCGCGCGCUAACCGAACCUCUUUGCGCAGGCAUGGGGCAUGGUGCGGGAGAAGGAGAAAGCCGAGGCGCCAAAGUGGACUAG